Molecule: messenger RNA, 4641 nt
Organism: Anolis carolinensis (green anole)
Lineage: Eukaryota; Metazoa; Chordata; Lepidosauria; Squamata; Anolidae
Gene: ltbp3
Product: latent transforming growth factor beta binding protein 3
Exons: 28
Coding region: 166-4011 (1281 amino acids)
Molecular function (GO): calcium ion binding
Source: RefSeq, a predicted model, not a curated record
CUCCUUCCUUCCUUUCUCUCCUUCCCUCCCUCCGGAUUCCUUUCCCGGCCGAAGUCGGGCGAGUGAGCGAGUGAGUGAGUGAGUGAGCCACCGGGGAGUGCAAGCUCUCCUCCUUUCCUUCCCUUCCUCCUUCUUCUUCUUCUUCUCUUUCUUCGGGAUGCCAAGAUGCCCCCCUGGCUCCUGCCCUUCUGGGGGGCUUCGCUGCUGCUCUUGCGGGCCACGCCAUCCCGGGCGGCGCUGCCUCCUCCCAACGCGGCUUCUUCUUCCUCUUCCGCUUCCUCUUCCGCUUCCUCUUCCUCUUCCUCGGCGCUGGAGCGCUUCAAGGUGGUCUUCGCGCCGCUCAUCUGCAAGCGGACCUGCCAGAAGGGCCACUGUCGCGACAGCUGCAAGCCCGGCAGCAACAUGACCCUCAUCGGCGAGAACGGACACUCCAUGGACACCCUCACCGGGUCCGGGUUCCGCGUGGUGGUCUGCCCCUUGCCGUGCAUGAACGGGGGCCAGUGCACCUCCGGCAACCACUGCUUGUGCCCCCCCGAGUUCUCCGGCCGCUUCUGCCAAGUCCCGGCCAGUCGCCAAGGCCACCCGUCCCGCGUUCCGGGCGAGGGUGUCCCGGCGGAGUCGGGCUCCAGCAAACACGCCAUUUACGCCGUGCAGUUCAUCUCGGACGGGCACGGGGACACCCCGUCGGGGCCGGGCGGGUCCAAAGGCACGGUCAGCCACUCCACCUUCAUGGUGCCCCUCGGACCCGGGCAGCAUUCCUCGGAAGUCCAGGUGCAUCAGCCGCUGGUCAACGUCCGCGUCCAUCACCCUCGGGACGCCUCGGUGCAGGUCCACCGCAUCGACAGCCUCAGCUCGGAAGGAGGCGGCCCGGGCGGCCAGCAGCACGUCAUCCCGCACCCGGCACCCAAGCCCGCUUACGCCCGGACCCCCACCCAGAAGCCGCUCGGGCGCUGCUUCCAGGAGACCAUGCCCAAACAGUCGUGCGGGAGCAACCCUCUCCCGGGUCUCACCAAGCAGGAAGAUUGUUGCGGAAGUAUCGGCACGUCUUGGGGCCAAAACAAGUGCCACAAAUGCCCCCACCUUCAAUAUUUGGGGGUUCAGAAGACGUCCGGGAGCGACUGCCCGCAGGGAUACAAGCGGCUCAACAGCACCCACUGCCAGGACAUCAACGAGUGUGCCAUGCAAGGCGUGUGCCAAGGGGGCGAAUGUUUGAACACGCAAGGGAGCUUCCGCUGUGCGUGCAAACCGGGACACGUCUUGGGCCCUUCGCGGACUCACUGCGUGCCAGAAAAGGGAGGCGAGAAGAGCCUGUGCUUCCGGCUGGUCAGCCCCGAGCACCAGUGCCAACACCCGCUGCCCACCAAGCUCACCCGCCAGACCUGCUGCUGCAGCGUGGGAAAGGCCUGGGGCGCCCGGUGCGAACGAUGCCCGGCCGACGGCACCGCUUCUUUCCGAGAGAUCUGUCCCGCUGGGAAGGGCUACCACAUCCUGACCUCGCACCAGACCUUGACCAUCCAAGGCGAGAGCGAGUUCACACUCCAGAUCCACCCGGACGGCACCACCGACUUGCAACAACCGCAGCAGCACGUGGAUCUGCCCACCCGCCCGCCUGCAGGCAGCGACUCCCAAGAGCCCGAAGCCAUCACUCCGCCAAUGUUACCCAGCUAUGUCACGACUUCAGAGGAGCAGCUCAUAUUCUACGUCAGCACCCCGCCGUUUGGACUGCGUUACCCUGCGGUCCUUCCCAAACCCACGACGGCCGUCGUAGUGAAGUAUCCGGAAGAAGAGAAGAGCGUGAGCCGGUUUGACAUGCCUCCGACGCAGGUGACAGAGACGGACAUCUGCAAGCUGAACCGCAACAUCUGCGGCCACGGCGAAUGCAUCCCGGGAGCCCCGGGCUUCACCUGCCAUUGCUACCAGGGAUACCGGCGGCAUCCUCAGCACAGGUAUUGCGUAGAUGUGAACGAGUGUGAAUCCGACCCGUGUGGCAGCGGCAAAGGGGUCUGCAUGAACACCGGCGGCUCGUACAAUUGCCAUUGCAACCGUGGAUAUCAGCUGAAAGUCCUCAAGGGAGUGCGUUCCUGUAUGGAUAUUGACGAAUGUGCCAAACCCAACACCUGCGGAGAAGGUGGCUCUUGCAUCAAUUUCCCGGGAAGCUACAAAUGCGACUGCCAUUCCGGCUACCGGCAAAAACCCUCCUCGCGGCAAUCCCUUUGCGAAGAUAUCGAUGAAUGCCUUGAUCCUUCUACUUGCCCCGACGGGAGAUGCGAAAACCGACCUGGUAGCUAUAAGUGCAUCCCUUGCCAACUGGGUUACCGAGCCAAAAAUGGUGUUUGUCACGAUGUAGAUGAGUGUGCGGAGGGAUCGCCUUGCAAGCACGGGAAGUGCGAGAAUGUGGACGGCUCCUUCCGCUGUGUCUGCAGCGAUGGAUUUGUGCCCGCGCCAGAUUCCCGCAGCUGCCAAGAUAUCAACGAAUGUGAGAACAGCUCUUUGUGUGCCCAUGGGGUCUGCGUGAAUACCGUUGGGUCCUUUAAAUGCCAGUGUCCGGCAGGUUUCCAGGCGGUGAAGGAUGGACCACGCUGCGAAGAUGUAAACGAGUGCGACUUCCCAGCCGCCUGCAUCGGAGGGGAAUGUGUGAAUACGGUGGGCUCCUAUCGGUGCCUUUGUAGAGCCGGAUAUCAGUUGGAAGGCGGACGCAAAUGCCAAGACGUCAACGAAUGCGCAAAGGACCCGGACCUGUGCCAGCACGGGAUCUGCGAAAACACCGACGGCUCCUUCGUGUGCCAUUGCGAUGAUGGAUACGCUCCUUCGGAAGACCGGAAGAGCUGCGAAGAGUUGCCCCACAACAAGAAGGAGUGCUACCUGAACUUCGAUGACACCGUCUUCUGCGACAGCGUUCUGGCCACCAACAUCACACGCCAGGAAUGCUGCUGCUCUCUCGGGGCCGGCUGGGGGGACCACUGCGAGAUCUAUCCUUGCCCUGUACUCAACUCAAUUGAAUUCACCACGCUGUGUCCGGACGGCAAAGGAUUCAUUUUGGACGACGCCAUCCUCAACUAUGGCAUCCCGGCCCACCGCGACAUUGACGAAUGCGCCCUGUUUGGGCCCGAGAUCUGCAAGGAAGGGAAGUGCGUCAACACCCAGCCGGGCUACGAGUGUUACUGCAAGCAAGGCUUCUACUACGACCAGAACCUCUUGGAGUGUGUUGACGUCGACGAGUGCCUGGACCUGUCGAACUGCAUGAACGGCACUUGCGAGAAUACCCGGGGCAGCUUCCGAUGCAACUGCCCUGCUUCCACUCUCUACGAUCCCGUUCACAAAAAGUGCGUGGCAACGAGUGAAAUUGACGUGGAUGAGUGCCAGGACCCCAGGAUCUGCAAACUCGGGCGCUGCACCAACACCGUGGGGUCCUUCACUUGUGAAUGCCACCCUCCCUUGAGCCUGGACCCCAGUGGCAAGGAGUGCCAGCUCCCAGAUAUGCAAGCGGACAGGGUGACGGACCGCCGUGACGUCUGCUGGCAGCUCCGGGGCGAAGACGGGAUGUGCUCUUCACCGUUCAACGGCCACCAGAUGAGCUACGAGGAGUGCUGUUGCCGCUACGGCAAAGGAUGGGGCAACCAGUGCCGGGCCUGCCCCCCGCGAGGCCCAGGCCUGAAUUGCCAGUCCGCUCCCAGUGAAAGCAACUCCUUCUUGGACUUCAGCCCUUGGUUCGGAAAAGUGCACAGAGAUGCUGACAGCUCCGAAGAGGAUUCGGACGAAUGCCGCUGUUUGAAUGGCCGUUGUGUCCGCACUCCGCAGGGUCUCGUGUGCGAAUGCCCGCUGGGCUUCCAGCUCGAUGCCACCCAUUCCCAUUGCCUGGAUAUCGACGAGUGCCGGGAGCUGAACCAGCGAGGCCGGCUCUGCAAGACGGAGCAUUGCGUGAACACGAGCGGCUCCUACCGCUGCACCUGCAAGCCGGGCUACGUGCGCUCGCGGCCCCACGGCAUCUGCAUCCCACAGCGCCAGCGGUAGCCCAACGGAGGCGAGAACGGGCCCUUGGCGGAACUACAAUUCCCAGAAUCCCAAAAAAUCGGGAAAUGUAGAAGUUCAGUCUACACUGUGGAAUGAAUGCAAUCUGCCUCCCUCCCCACUUGUGCUUCCGAGGGCUAUGGGAAUCCUGGGAGUUGUAGUUUCCCAAGGCCCGUCGUUUUUCUCUGGAACGAAUACAGCCACAGAGCGAUAACUACGGGAUCCUGGGAGUUGUAGUUUGCACGUUCCGGCAAAGAAGUUCGAAAGCCUUGUAGAACUACAAGUCCCGCCGUUCCAUAACAUUAGUGGGGAGGGAGCAAACUGCAUUCAAUCUGUUAGAAAACUGGAUCCUAGGAAGACGCUAAGCAGUUCUCAUGUUCGUCAAGGACUUUUUAAUUAUUAUUAUUAUUAUUAUUUGUUGUUAUUUUGUACUGGCUAUCAUGAAGGGGCAUUUGAUGUUUGUUAUAGACUUCCCUCUCCCAUUCUUUUUUUUGUCCUUCCUGGAUAUUUGUAAAACAAAACGAAACUGCAUUUUUGGGUUUUUGCACUUAUUUCUGUAGGAUUCGGAAAUAAAAUUCCUUUUUUUGUACAUAGCAGAGGUCAGUGAAUAAUAAAAAGACUAUUAAAAUCCAA